CGUACAAACAGACAAAGUGUACCUACAAGUUCUUGCAAUCAGAAACUAGAACAUCUCGAUCGUUAGCGAACACUGUCAUCCAUCAACACCUAUUCGCUACCACAUCCCGAACAUCAAACACAAUCAUAGUCAAGCAUGUCCGGACUCGAUGCAAGCUCACUCUUCAACGUCAAGGGACAGGUGGUUCUAGUCACCGGAGGUGGAAGGGGUGUCGGAGAGAUGAUCGCCACGGGCUACGUCCAGAACGGCGCCAAAGUCUACAUCUCGUCUCGAACCCCGAGCGCUCUGAAGGAGACGGCCGACAAACUGAACAAGCUCGGGAAGGGCGAGUGUAUUCCUAUCGUCGCUGACCUGAGCAAGUACGACGAGUGCGUCAAGCUCGCAGAGGAGAUGGGUCGACGAGAAAAAGUCCUGAACGUCCUGGUCAACAACUCUGGAGCCACAUGGGGCGAAUCCCUCGAGACCUAUCCGGACCAAGCGUUCACAAAGCUCAUGACGCUCAACGUCCAACGAGUGUUCACGCUCAGUCAAAAGUUGGUGCCCCUCUUGAAAAAAGGUGCUGAAGGCGGUGGGGUUGGUAGGAUCAUCAACAUCGGAAGUAUCAACGGAGAGAUUCCUCCGGCCAUGGAGACGUACGCAUACUCGUCUUCGAAAGCCGCUCUGCAUCACCUCUCGCGCCACUUGGCCAGCCGUCUAGCCCCCGACGGCAUCAACGUCAACACCCUCGCCCUCGGACCCUUCCCUUCCAAGAUGAUGGCCGCGACGCUGGACAAGUUCAAGGACGAUAUCGUCCGAGGUAUGCCCCUCGGCCGGGUCGGAGAACCGAGCGACGUCGUUGGGGCAUGCUUGUGGUUGAGCGGCAAGGCUGGGCAGUUCAUCACGGGCGCGACGGUUCCCAUCGAGGGCGGGCAUUUGAUCGCGGCCAAGUUGUAGUACCGGGGUGGCUCGUAAAGCUACGCUAUCAAUGGUUGUAACGCAAAUCGAAAUGGCAUGAUGAUCGCAUGA
Filobasidium floriforme is the source of this 1005-nucleotide messenger RNA. RefSeq lists its product as uncharacterized. The record is from RefSeq and is a predicted model, not a curated record. NCBI's taxonomy places the organism in Eukaryota, Fungi, Basidiomycota, Tremellomycetes, Filobasidiales, Filobasidiaceae. The transcript has 7 exons. Gene Ontology annotation, molecular function: oxidoreductase activity. Bases 136 to 933 code for a protein of 265 amino acids.